AUGAGCGCCGUCAAGAGGAAGGACGGUCCAGCCCCCGCGUCCAAGGCUUCGGCCCCAUCGACCCUUCAACCUCUGAAAUCUUCAGUCUUGACGAGCCUUAGGGAUGACGAGCCCAUGUUCCCGCGAGACAAGGUGGACCCGGAUGCUGUCAAGGUUGAGAGUUUAAGCUUCAAGAAACUUGUCAAGGGAUCUCUUGUUCUUGGCCAAGUUACCAGCAUUAAUGCGCUCGACCUUGUUGUCGCGCUUCCCAACAAUCUCACCGGCUCAGUCCCCAUCACCGCCAUUUCAGAUUCCCUUACCACCCGCCUACAGGAACUCGAGGCCAGUUCGGACGACGAGAACGAAGACGAUGCGGCCGCCCAGGGAGUCGAACUAGCUAGUCUUUUCCACGUUGGCCAGUACGUCAGAGCUUGCGUGACGUCCACCAUGGAUGAGUCAAAGGUAGACAAGAAGAAAACCAAGGCCAAGAAACGAAUCGACCUCUCCCUCCGCCCUUCUGACACGAACCCCGGCCUCACGACCGACGAUAUCGUCACGAGUGCCUCGCUCAUGGCCUCCAUCGUUAGCGUGGAGGAUCAUGGCUGCGUCAUGGACAUUGGCUUAGAAGGCUCCGACAUCCGGGGCUUCCUACCAAAGAAGGAGAUUGACCCUGCCAUUGAUGAGCGACGUCUACAGCCGGGCAACGCUUUCUUGUGCCUAGUCACCGGCAAGAGCCCUAAUAAGCGCGUAAUCCAACUAACCACCUUGGCUGAGAAGUUGGGAUCGCUCAAGGCUCUUCCGUACGAUGCCACAACGAUCAACACCUUCCUUCCCGCCGAUCUUCUGCACUCGGGACUUGCUACAGACACGAUCGACCUCGAUACUGCUUGCAAGAUCGGUACAAAGAUCAAGGCCAGGGUCAUCUGCAACUUUGCCACGGCCAAGAACCCGAAGCUUGGUAUCUCCCUCUUGCCUCACAUUCUCGGCCUCAGUCAAAAGACUAUUUCCGUCGAAGGGGAGGAUAGACCUCCUCUCGGCGCCAUGCCUAUAUCGUCAACUGUCGAGAAAUGUGUUGUCAAGAAGGUUGAGAACGAUAUCGGCUUGUUCGUGGAUAUCGGCUUGGAGGGUUACCGUGGCUUUGUCCACAUCUCGCGAGUCAAGGAUGGCAAGGUCGAUGCCCUCUUUGAGCACACUGGUGCUUAUAAGCUCGAUACCGAACACAAAGGACGCGUGCUUGGCUACAACCCAGUGGACGGCGUCUUCCAGCUGUCUUUUGAGCAGAGCGUUCUCGAGAAACAAUACCUCAGACUCGAAGACAUCCCUAUCGGAGAGGUUGUGAACUGCACUGUCGAAUCGCUCGUUAUAGGGCCCGAGGGCGUCAAGGGCCUCAUCGUCAAGUUGUCCGAUGGUAUGACAGGUUUCAUCACCGAAAGGCAUCUCGCCGAUGUGCAGCUACAGCACCCCGAGAAGAAGUUUAGGGAAGGCAUGAAAGUCAAGGCUCGCGUUCUUUCCGUUGAUUUGCUUGAGCGACAGAUGCGCUUAACUCUCAAGAAGACUCUAGUCAACUCGGAUGCGCCUGUGAUCAAGUCCUUCGAUGAUGUAUCGAUCGGAAUGCAAGUUCCGGGCACAAUCACCAAGGUCCUCCCCAAUGGCGCCUCCAUUCAGUUCUACGGCCCUCUUAGGGGCUUCUUGCCGCGCUCAGAGAUGAGCGAGGCUUUCAUCCGCAACCCCGAGGAGCAUUUCCGCGCCGGCCAGGUUGUUAGCCUUCACGUGAUAGAUGUUGACGCUGAGCUGAACAAGUUGAUCGUCUCCUGCAAGGAUCCUUCAUCCUUUGGAGUCGAAAAACAAACUGCCCUCAUGGGCCUACAGGUUGGCGACGUGGUGUCCGGCAAGGUUACGGAAAAGACGGAAGACGUCAUCCUAGAGCUCGAAGGCAGCGGCCUCCGAGCCACCCUUGCAGUGGCCCAUUUGACCGACAGAUCCCUCGCUAAAUGUCGCUCUGAGCUCAAGCGGAUACACGUCGGCCAAACUCUAACCGACCUUAUGGUCGUCGACAAGCACGACCGCCGUCGAGCCAUCGUGUUAACGCGGAAGCCUAGCCUCAUCGAGGCGCAGAAAUCCGGCAAACUUUUGGUAGACGCGAGCACCGCCAAGGUUGGUGAUGUUCUCGCCGGCUACGUUCGAGACAUCAUUCCUGCCGGCGUUCUCGUCCAGUUCGGCGGUGGCACUAGGGCCCUGCUUCCCAAGGCUCGCAUCCCUCCCGAGGCGCAAGAACAAGAAGAUUUCGGCAUGUUUAGGCUGCAGUCCAUCACCGUCAAGAUUGUCUCCGUUAUUCCAGACCAAGGCCGCCUCGUAGUCGCCCUUCCGACUACAGAAGAUGAAGAGGCUAGCAAUAUCCAGCUCGACUUUGGUUCCAAAACCAAAGCCGUCAUCACUUCGGUUCGCGACACGCAGUUGAACGUCAAGGUAGCCGGCAACCAGCACGGCAGAAUUGACAUGUCAGAGAUUUACGACAAGUGGUCGGAAAUCAAAGACCCCAAGGCUCCUCUAGCCUCGUUCAGCAAGAACGACACCAUUGACGUCCGUGUGCUGGGUACCCACGACGCGCGGAACCAUCGAUUCCUUCCCAUCUCUCACCGCGGAUCGAGCAACAAGGUCCUCGAACUUACAGCCAGACCUACUGCCCUCAAAAGCGAACCUCUCGAGGCUACUACUAUCGACAAGGUAGAGGUUGGGGCCGAGUAUAUUGCGUUCGUCAACGCUAACGGCGAGCGACACAUCUGGGUCAAUCUAUCGCCCUUUGUCAGGAGCCGCCUCAACGCCAUCGACAUCUCGGACGACGUUUCCGUCCUCAAGGAUAUCCCCGGUAAUUAUCCAAUUGGCUCCGCCCUCAAGGUCCGCGUCCUAUCGGUGAAUGCCGAGACCGGAAGGGUCGACGUCUCCGCUAGCCGACGCACUGCUUCUUGCUCUCUGUCUUGGAGUGACGUCAAGGCAAACGAAAUCGUGACCGGACGGGUGACCAAGGUCAACGAGCGGCAGGUUCUUGUGCAAUUAAACAACGAGCUGGCCGGUCCCAUUCACCUUCCCGAUCUUGCCGAUGACUACUCUGAAGCCAAGCCCCUCAAUUUCAAGAAGAACGACCUUGUCAAGGUAUCCGUUGUCGAGGUCGACAAAGCCAAUAAGCGCCUCCGUCUUUCUACCCGACCAUCACGCCUCCUCAACUCGGAUACUGAAGUUGUGGAUCGUGAGAUUACAAGCGUUGACCAAAUUUCUAAUGGUGACAUCAUUCGCGGGUUCGUCAAGUCCGUCACCGAUGUUGGCCUCUUCGUCCUGUUAGGUGGCCACAUCUCGGCGUACGUCAAGAUUGCCAACCUAUCAGACAAGUUCUUGAAGAAAUGGAAGGAUGAGUUCCAGGUUGACCAGCUCGUCAAAGGCCGUGUCAUUCUAGUAGAUGCCGUAACCGGACGGGUCGAACUCAGCCUGAAGGAGUCUGCCGUCGACGAGAACUACGUACCGCUCAAGACCUUUAGCGAUAUCAGGGAAGGCCAGAUCCUCACAGGCAAGGUUCGCAAGGUCGAGUCGUACGGUGCUUUCAUUGAGCUUGACCACUCGACCAAUAUCAGAGGUCUUUGCCACCGCAGCGAAAUGGCAGAGGCGCCCGUGAGCGACCCUUCCAAGCUCUAUACCGAGGGCGAUGCAGUCAAGGUCUACGUUGUGAUCGUAGACCAGGAAAAGAAGCGCCUAAGCCUUAGCUUGAAGCCCUCGCACUUUGAUGGCGACGAUUCUGAUCUCGAGAUGGGGGAUGCGGCAGAGGAUGACGAUGACGACGAAGACGACGACGAUGAUGAGGAGCCGAGCUCAUCGACGAGGAGAUGGAUGAUCGAGGACGAUGAGGAAGAAGGCGGCGUAGGCCUCGCAGAAUCGGGCCUUGGAGGAGCUAGCUCCAAAUACAAUUGGGCAGGAGACGCGUUUGGCGAUGACGAUGCGGAGUCGGACAAGGAGGACCAGUCAGGAGCAAAGGCCUCUGAGUCGCGAAAGCAGCGCAAAAGGGACGAAUCGAGCGACUACGAACGUCUUCUCUUGGGACAGCCCGAUUCCUCGGAGCUGUGGAUCGCGUACAUGGCGCUUCAGAUGCAGGUCAGCGAGCUCGCCAAGGCGCGAGAAAUCGCUGAACGGGCCCUCAAAACGAUCAACAUCCGGGAACAGACGGAGAAGCUCAACGUAUGGAUCGCCUACCUCAACUUGGAAAUGGUCUACGGCACAAAAGAGACCCUGGACGACAUCUUCAAACGGGCAUGCCAGUACAACGAUGAACAAGAGGUGUACGAGAGGGUCAUUAGCAUCUACAUCCGAACCGGCAAGCACAAGGUGUGGCUCAACUACGGUCACUUCCUCUACGUGACAUGCGAGGAGCCUGAGCGCGGCCGGGCCCUUCUCGCGAGGGCGCGCCAGAGCCUGGAGCAGCGCCACCACCUCAACACGUCGGUCCGGUACGCGGCCCUCGAGUGGCGCUCGCCUAAGGGCGACCCGGAAAAGGGCCGCACCUUUUUCGAGGGUAUUCUCGCCAAAUAUCCCAAGAAGGGCGACAUCUGGAAGCAGCUGCUGGACCUGGAGCUGGGUGCGGGCGGGGAUAAGGCGGACCCGGCCAUCGUGCGCGACGUGUUUGAGCGCAGGACCAAGGUCAAGGGCCUGAAGCCGCUUCAGGCUAAGAAGUGGUUCGAGAAGUGGGCGGAUUGGGAGGGCCAGACGGACCCCAAGGGCAGGCAGAAGAUUAUGACGCGAGCGGGCGAGUGGGUCGCCGCGUAUAAGGCGAAGCAGGCGGCGAGGCAGGAGGAAGCCGAUGCGGACGAGGAAGAUGAGGAAUAA
Parascedosporium putredinis is the source of this 4845-nucleotide messenger RNA. Lineage: Eukaryota; Fungi; Ascomycota; Sordariomycetes; Microascales; Microascaceae. The record is from the annotation of a GenBank genome assembly.